GGUCCUGGGUGGGAAAUAACCUUUGGGGUGUCUGCGGGUGCGCUCGGCUCCCCAAAUCCAGCGUGCUCCUUUCAGGCGUUGGGCGCUGCUCACACCUCAGGCCCGUGUUGUGCAGGCAGGGAGCCUCGCUCCCCGAGCAGCCAAGUGGCCAUAAUUCACCGGAAGGGGAUGAUCGUGGAUCGGCGCAGCCCUGCAAUGAAGCAGAGGGAGAGAGCAAGAGCAGCGCGCACCGCCUUCCCCUCGCCUCCCUGCCUGCCUCUGGGCCGCGCCAGGCUCCGGCGCAGGAGCGCGAUGGCUCCCAGCGGCUGAGGCCGUGGGAAAGCUGCGGGAGGAGCGCAUCCAAAGCCGGGGAAGGGCUUGGGGAGGCGCUGAGGAGACGGGGGAGGGCAGAGCCCGAGCGAGCAGAGCCCAAGGAGGCUCCCUGGAGGAGCCCAUGGGGCUGGGGGCUUGGCUGCGCUCACUGGGCGGCUGCUGCGGCUGCUGCGGAGGGGAGGCGGCAGCCCCCGAGAAGGAGCCGCUGCUCAGCAACAACAACCCCUACGCCUCCUUCGGAGCCACGCUGGCGCGGGACGAGGAGCAGAACCUGUGGAGCACCCCGCACGACGUGACCCACACGGAGGCGGACGACGACCGGGUGCUGUACAACAUGAUCGUGGGCAGGAGCCAGCUGGACAAGGACUCCGAGGAAUGGCAGAAGCUCAACUAUGACAUCUAUACCUUACGGCAAACCCGGAAAGAAGUGAGAAGCAGGUGGAAACACAUUUUGGAGGAUUUAGGUUUCCAGAAGGAAGCAGACUCCCUCCUGUCCGUGACCAAACUCAGCAUCAUCAGCGACUCUCAGAACAUGGGCAAAGCCCGGGACAUCCUGCUAAAGCUGUCCGAAGAGACAAACAUCUUCCCGACCAGCUGGCAGCUCUCUGAGCGCUACCUCUUCGUGGUGGUGAGUAGCUCUGAGUGUGCCUCCCUCCCUGCCACCCCAGCUCUGAAAAUGGGCUCAUGCACAGGGGAGCAGGUAGAUGGAAGGAAAUUCAAGUACCUGGUGGCAUCUGGGGCAUCCCCAGCAGAUGUUGCGCCUGUAGCUCCUUGGAGACGUGUUGUAGCACCAUCAACUUGCUCCCAAAGGUGCUGUGCAGUUGGGUGCUCUCGUAGCCUGUUAAUGAGGUGGGAGAAGAUUAGACCUCACGCCUGGCUUAACCUGAGAGCCACGGAGGGAGGACCCUGACCAGGCAGCUCGCACUGACUGUAAAACCCUGUUGCUUUGGCAGGACCGGCUCAUAGCUCUGGACGCUGCGGAUGAGUUCUUCAAGAUGGCCAGCGUGGUGUACCCAAAGAGGGCCAGCGUGGAACGGGUGGAUGAAAAGCAGGUCUCCGCCGGGAUGGCCUGAGGAGCACGCCUCGCUGGUGCUACAGCGGGAUUCCCUCCCCUGGGACCAAGUUUCCCUGCCAAGGGCUUGUAGCACGAGUAGUGCCCUUCCUUGUUUCCCUGCCGAGAAGCGAGCGGGCUGCCUGGAGCAGAGCUGAGAGCCGGGGGUGCUCCGUGGGGAGGGUAUGGGAAAAGGGCUGGUGGACCCCAAGGUGCUCCAGGAGAAGGGAGCAGGAGCUGCUGCGGCUUUGUCCUGGUGGGGGGCCACCGGCUGGUGGGCACAGGGGGAAUUGCUGCUCCCAGUAGCUGAAAAAGGUGGGAUGUCUCCGGUUAGGAGAGCCACGUUGCUCCCUUCAUGGUAUCAGCCACCUCCCUCAGCCCUCCCAUCCAGGAGAACCGGCAAGGAAGGGAAAAUACCUCGGUCGUCUUCAACUUCGGGACACUGCUCUGCGUGCUGCUCCUCAUCCUCUUCCCCGCUGGGCUGGUCCCAGCUCCUGCAGGAGAGGAGCUCACGGCUGGAGCCUCGUUCAGUUGGGUGCUGGGACCCCAGCAGUGAGCAGUUCGGAGGCGUUUCCCUUGAGGGAUGCUCAGCCCGACGCUGUAAACAAAGGUAGAUUUUAGGGAGGCUCCGUGGUGGGACCUGCUGAGAAAUGUUCUCCUGUGACACCCUCAGACUGGUCACACCGACGUCUCCAUUCAUUUCUGAAAGUUCGGGUCUUGAUUGCAAUAGGAACAGCACCACAAAAUUGCACGUGCUGUCGGGGGAUAUGGUCACUGCUCUUCAUGAAGAUGUUAAAUGGACACCCUUCGUAUCUUUGUGUGUGUGUGUGUGUCUGAUAAUGAGCAAUAAUUUUAAAACACUGGAUUUCACCACUUAAAAAGAAGUGGAAGUUCAUCACUGGUUACCACGUUUGCUGCUAACGGACCAGAAGAAAAUGCUGGUUGCUUAGGACCUCCCAAAACAGCAAUAUAGAGCUUUUAUUUGUUUAUACCUACAGAGUUUGAAAUAUAUAUAUAUAUUUAUGAAACGUUUCUGCUUGUCAGUCUUCCUGGGAAACAUUUUUCUCAGCUCUGGACAUCAAUGAGAACUGAAUUUAAUAAACAAAACAUGGUACAAAA
Molecule: messenger RNA, 2482 nt
Organism: Anas platyrhynchos (mallard)
Lineage: Eukaryota; Metazoa; Chordata; Aves; Anseriformes; Anatidae
Source: RefSeq, a predicted model, not a curated record